AUGCUCCGGUGGGAGAUCGCGUACCAGGCGGAGUGCGACCGCCACGAGAGCCCCGAGUUCGACGAGGAGGCCUGGCACCUGUGCGCCGAGGACCCGGACAGCAGAGCGCGCAAGAUACAGGAGCUGCGGGACAUGAUAUACGAGCGCGGGGAAUGCCAGCCGCCGCAGAUGGACGACGCUUUUUUGUUGCGGUUUUUGCGCGCCAGGCGCUCGGUGCCCGCGCGUGCGCACCGCCUGAUGGUCCGCUACUGCACGUUCCGAGAACAGAACCCGCACCUAUGGCGCGGUGUCGACUGGUUCAGCAUGCGACGGCUCGGCAACGUGUUCGAGGGCGUGCUGUAUGACCGGCCUGAUGUCGGCAGACUCAUAUUGUGCCGACUUGGUCUCUGGGACCCAGACACGACUCCAGUCGAAGAUCUCGUCCGUGGCACCCUACUCCUACUGGAAGUUGGGAUCAUGCAGCCAAAGCUCCAAGUCUUAGGUGGAGUGGCCAUGGUGGACUGUGCGGGAAUCACCAUGAAACAUAUGAGGCAUUUGACACCGUCGAUCGCGUUGCAAGCUAUGAACGUUUUAGGAUACGCAUUCCCGCUUCACCAACGCGGUGUGCACGUGGUCAACUGCUCCCGUGUAUUUGAGACUCUGUUCUACUUCUUUAGAAGGCUGGCACCAGCCGACGAGCUCUGGAAGAAAGUCUACUUCCACAACGACUUUGCUUCUCUUCAUAGAUACAUCGAUCCAGAGUGUCUGCCAAUACGCUACGGAGGGAAGAGAAAAGAAACCUCGCUUUAUACAUGGCUGACGAAGAUCAAGCAUUAUAGAAACAAGACCUUCGAUGACGAUAUCUGCAAGCUGGGGUACACAGCCGAUUAUGAAGAUAUUUAA
Molecule: messenger RNA, 882 nt
Organism: Cydia splendana
Lineage: Eukaryota; Metazoa; Arthropoda; Insecta; Lepidoptera; Tortricidae
Product: clavesin-2-like
Exons: 6
Coding region: 1-882 (293 amino acids)
Cellular component (GO): membrane
Molecular function (GO): phosphatidylinositol bisphosphate binding
Source: RefSeq, a predicted model, not a curated record